AUGUCGCAAGAGGUGCGUGCACCUGCAAACAGUGUCGUGAGCUUUCGAAAGAUGAUUUUUACGGUGGUGAUUUGCACCGAAGUGAACCUGUAUGAUAUGGAAUGCGGCUGGGCUCCGUGAGAUGCCACGAGCUAUUUACUUACUUAGUACAAAUAGGAACAGGAAGUCCUACGAAGCCGACCGGCCAGUUCCGCCGUUGUCUCUUUUUUAGCGGCUGAGUAAGUCAGUGUUCGCCUCUACUGGUUGGUCUCAGAAGACCACACGAGAGAGAGCACAAAUGUAGGGAAUGCAAAUGGCCGAGCAAUGAGGGCGCUCGCUGAGGCGCCACAAAAAGAGUCCUAAUGUCUAAGUACAGCCAAGCGCUCACGGAGUGCCGUGGCUAACUGAAUCCAAAGCCUAGCGGGCGUCAGCCUCUCCUGCUCUCUGCGGGCCCUUUUGGAUCGACUGCGCCAAAAGGCUGCAGCUCGUCGGUGUUGCUCUAUUGCCUGGGCCGGCGAGGGCGGUCGGCGGCGUUGCUCUAUUGCCGCCCGCUUGGUGGCCGCCCGCUUGGUGGCCGCCCGCCCUCUCGGUCGGCCCGUCGCGGCCGCCGGCGAAGCGAAGAACGGCGCCGCCGCCGGCGUUUUCCGGUGGGGACCUGAUGGGCGGCGGGGCGAGACCGGUGUCGCGGGGGCUCGGGCCGAUGUUUGGGCGUUCGGCCCGCCGCUGCCCCUCUGCCCCUGGCGGGCCCCGUUUCUUUGUCUGCUUCUUGCCGCGGCCGGGGGGGCGGGCGCCCUCGCCCCCAACGGUCGCACGCUCGCCCGCCCAUCCUUGUUGCGCCCCGGCCGGGGGGCCUGCUAGCUAGCUUGCUACGUUCGCCCGGGCCACCGCCGCUCGGUGGCCCCGGGGAUCGAUGGGAGCCGCCCGGGGGGCGCCCAGCGGGGUACCGGAGGCGGGGGCGUUGCUUGCAGGCCGCACGGCAAACAGCCCCGCGGGGAAACUCCGAAGCGCCGCAAGGCCGGUAGGGGGGAGGCCAAUCAUGCCAAGGAAGCCUGCAGCCCCGGAGCGCAAGGUUUGCGCCGACCACAUGUGCGCGCUGGCUCAUUGGGAAGGGCCCGCGGCCGGGCGCCAAAAAGAAAGCUUCCCAGAGAGAACAUGCGCGCCCAGAUGUCCCAUCCUCUGCGACUACAUAGCGGGAAGGCGGGCGCGGUAGGAAUAAAAGAAGCCCCCGCAGAGGUGGAGGCAUGUGAAGCGCGGAAGGCAGGGCGGGCCGCGUACUUGUGGCGCGGGCCAGUGCAGUGCUUGGGCGCGUGGGGCUUCUGCCAAGUCGGCAGGCAGCGUGCGAGCUCAGGCGGGGCUUGGGCCAGCGCCGAAUGUUGCCCGCCGCCACAGACAGUUUCCGGGCGGCCCGGCGCGGCGGCUGCAUCAUCCACAUCUAUGGCGAAGCCGGAACCCCCGAGCCAGCCGCUUCGGCUAGGCCAUCGAUCCCGCAAGAACUUUCAAAGGACGGCGAGCAGUAGCGGGCCUUUGUUUCUUUUGGGACGGACCUCGCUAGCCAGGCCGGGCGGGCCAUGCACCACCCUGGGCCAGCAGUUCGGCCAGGACCUAACCGCGGGCCAUCCUUGGAUGGCCUGAGGUUCGCAAGCCAUCCAGGUCGGGCGGGCCCCGUCGGCCCGGGUGUUUUCCGUUGUUCCGGUCUCUCUUGCGAAGGAAGGCGCCAGCGGGCGCGCUUUUUGGUGGUGCAUGCCCGGCGACGCAUCUCAGCGCACGGCGCGUCUCCGGCCCCAACCUGGGUGGCUGGGCGCUCGCCUUUGCAGGCGGCGGCCCCCUCUUACUCUGACCUGAUUGCGCCUCCCUUGGUCGGCUUCGGCCCGCCGGGCGUCGCGCUCUCUGCCAAGUGGUAAAGCGCGCUCGCAGCACGCGCACCAUGCGGGCACUUCGUUGCCUGGCUGCGUCCCAAAAUGAUGGCCGUGUUCGCGGCAUAUUUUUAUUUUCCAUUGUUCGCCAUCCACCGCCCCUGAGGCGAAUGUUCUGCAGACAGGCCUGGCGUAGCUAAUUAGUAAGUAUCGACCCUCUCAAGCGUUACGGCUUCUUUUGCGGAGUGGAGAAGACUAAAGCAACGCGUGUGUUGUCAACCGCGAUCCCACUUCUCAGAGCCACGCGUUCUUUCCCUACUUCGUCUUCGAGGACGUGAGAAUAAGGGGAGAGCGAUGGAUUGCUUACGCCUUCCUUCCACGGGCACAACUCAAGGAUCAUGCUGAAGCGCAUUGCGGUGUUUAUUUGCAAAAGCUGGUGUUUUAUUUCAGACUGCAAAAGCCUAAGCCUUUGCCUCCCUGCACAGCAAUAUCAACCAUGACCCGUGUGACUUUCGUGGAUACGGCGGAGCGCAAGGGUUCCUGCGACAGCACCGGCGCCAAGUCUGUGUGUCGGGACUCCCCUGACACAAGUCCAGCGCGAAACGCGAUAAAGCCGUGGGAGCCAAAGCCCCGUCGCAGCACCACCAUACAAAUCACGUUCGCUCGAGAAAGGAAUGCAAAUCCAAGCGUUUACGGCACCGUU
Amoebophrya sp. A120 is the source of this 2535-nucleotide messenger RNA. The record is from the annotation of a GenBank genome assembly. Lineage: Eukaryota; Dinophyceae; Syndiniales; Amoebophryaceae.